This is a messenger RNA of Porites lobata, 4925 nucleotides long. Lineage: Eukaryota; Metazoa; Cnidaria; Anthozoa; Scleractinia; Poritidae. The record is from the annotation of a GenBank genome assembly.
AUGUUUGAGAUGUUUUGGCCGUAUUAUAGAAACGUAAUAAUCAAUGAACGUCUUGUGCAACAUUCUCUCGCAGGAUGUGGCACAACGGCCUCAGGCUUAAAUGGAACAAUAACCAGCCUUACUCCACCACAGAGGCAACUUCACUUUUCUGAAUACAAAUGCAGGUGGAAGAUUGAGCUACAAGAAACACCCGAACCUCGACAUGUAGAACUGACAUUUGUGAGGUUCAAUAUGACUGGAGUUAUGCCAAAAUGCUUAGAUGGAGAUUAUAUAGAGUUAUUCCUCGGUUGUAACAACUCCAAGUCUAUUGGCAAGUUUUGCGGUCAGACUCUAUUACCUGUAGUGUAUUCUUCAGAUCACUGCCUUCAAAUCGUCUUUCACUUUUUUAUGGCCAUCAUACCUAGACGACGCUCCGUGUUUCAAGCCAUCUAUAAUCAACGAUUACUCUCAACAGGUAACAGGAUUUGAACUAGUUUAACAGCAUCAGGACUAGUCACUAAGAAACUGCCCUCUUAGCACAACACACACUACUCCGGCACACCUUGUCCUUAAAUACCCUGCACGUUUAUAUUGGAGGAACGUUGUCCCGGGAAAGAGGGUCACACUCCAAGCCCGGUGAACUUUAGCAAGCCAAGAGCUGUCAACAGCACACGCACAUACCCUGAUUGUUUGUUUGUUUAUUAUUAUUUUAUUAUUUUUUUUUCUAUUGAGGAUAGCAGGUCUAGGCGAGUUCCCCUUCUACCCGGGCUAAGUUAUGUCCAUAUACACCACUUGCCCAUCUCCCAUAAUGCACCUUAUUUUCUCCCUUCACCCACCCCCCCCCAAAAAAAAAAAAACUGCAUAACCUUUGUUUUUCAUUUCUCCUCGGCAUUAUAGCUGUCCCAAGGGAAAUUGAAAACGAUGCCUAUGCAAAAUAAGGUAUAUGGGAGAGGUGCAAUUGGUGUAUAAACGGGUCCCUUGGUGAGAUGACGUUAGAAAAGGAAGAUUGACUCAAUAGGUGAGAUUUUCAUACUUUUGCACAGGGUAGAGUUCGCAACUCACAGUUUUCUUUUAUACAGCCUUUUUCACUUUGUCUCUUUAGUCUAUGUCAGGAUUGAUCAAAUUCGCAAAUGACUUAACAUUAAACACGUAGCGAAUUUAACGUAAUUUAUAGCAAAUUAAAUGAUUACUUUCUUAAUUCUUUCUUUCAGCUGUAUCUCAAGAUAAUUGUAAGUACACCACUACGAAGCCAUCAAAAUUUUUCUUAUCAAUGCUCGCCUUUAGGGACUUCCGGUUAACGUCCGAAAAUAUUUAUACCUUUCAGUCGGAUGCGGCAAAGAUAACCACGCUUACGCAAAGAAUGGAAAUAUUUUCUCCCCUCAUUGGCCCCUACCCUACCCCCGGUACGUGGACUGUGUAUGGCGCGUUACCACCAGGCCUGGUUUCCAUGUGAAACUGGUGUUCUUUGACUUUGAUGUUAGAUCGAGUGACAAAUGUGCAGAAGCUGAUUUUAUAGAAGUGAAAACAGGAGGUAGGGUAUUCAAUGAGAGCACAAAUUCUAAUAAUAGUAAAAAAAGAAUGGAUAGUGCAGGCCAUUUUCUUUUUGCCGAGUACAGCACCUACUGGGUGGUCGGCAUCUUUGAAUUACUAAGUGGGAAAAAAAGAGAGAUCACUAAAUAGGCCAUAACUGUCCCCUGUUCGUUUUAAUUCGUAUUACGGUCGACCCCUCUACAAUGGCCAUCUCUUAGCUGUUUUGAGGCUGUGAGCGUGAGAGUGGCUGGGUGUUGUUGAUGAGGCUGUGCAAGAAGUUGGGUCAAAAUUUUUUCCCUAAACAUGCAAUUCGACACAGACGACCCAGUCUCAAGCGAAAACUAGAAAACGAGAAGGAAACUGGGCCGAGUUAGCUUUUGCAAAGACUUGCAAAUGAUGCGCUCUUGGGCUGUUGUCCCUGCCUCCAGUACCCAGAAGUCUUUGCCAAUGUUAACUAAACCCCGUUUUCUCUCCUUUCGAAAGUGGUCAGUGGGACGGAGGUAAAAAUGGUCUUACAGACCUGGGACAAGUUUCUCGAAAGGCCCAGAAAGCUGUUUUAUGUUUGCCGUGUUUGCAUUCAAGAUUUAAAUUUCAAUAAUUCUGAAAAUGGUACAAUGAAGCUAUCACUUAACGAAGCAAAAUUGACCGGUUUGUGGGCAAGGAACUGUGCUGAUAUUCAACAGGUUUUGAUUUUAAAAUUUGACUUCGGGCCCAACAUGUUUCCGGCGGUGUUAACAGUGAUAUGGGCAUCCCCAUUCCCAAAACUCUUGUGAUAUCAGCAUCCCCUUCUCGUAUUACGUUAGUGAUUUAAGUUUGCCCUAACCCUAAUCCUUACUCUAACCCUAACCCUGACCGCUAACGCUAACCCUUAAAACUAACCCUAACCCUACCCUAUCUAUAACUGUAAUGCUAUUUUGGGUAGGGACGGGAAAAGACCAAGGGGGACGGGCAUGGGGGGGGGGGGGGGGGGGGUAAACAGAUAGAAAUUCAUAAAAUUCUGUCUAAAGCCACUUCUACAAAAAUCCCUAGCCAAGAAACAACCAAGAAAAGAUACGGCAUAAAGAAACAACACAGUAAACAAACUAAGACAAAGGAAAAUCAGAUAAAUUACAAAAUUUUUGCUAACCCAGGCAGGAGUGUGAUCCAGGUAUAAAUGAAUAGUUCACAAUAGUAACCUUUUUUUUCUCACUUUUUUCUUCAUAUCAAUUUCCAAAGGCUUUAGCUCCAACCAAAGAAAGUCCGUAACGCAAUCUAAACAAUGUGGAACCAAACCACCCUUUAUCCUGAUAAUUGAAGAUGAUACGAUAUUUAUUCAAUUCAAAAGCCACGCGAUGACAGGAAAUAGAGGAUUCAUGGCUGGAUUUGUUACUUACAGCAUAGGUAAGAAUGGUGCCGUUAAAGUUCAACAGUAACAUGACAGUAAUACAUUGAUUUAGCCAAGGCCAAAGGCGAUGCUCUCGUGGUUUUUUUUAAAGUUACUUUUUCUUAAAUACAGUUUUCUAGAGCCUGCGAUCACUUUUAAAUACCAUAAUAGGUCAGGGGAAAAAUUUAAAAACACACUUCACCUCAAUGAGUUGUACACCUGAGCCAGUCAUGACACUGGUCAGCAAAUACCCUGUUUUGACAGAUGUCAGUUGAUCAUAACAUGGACGUCUAAUAUCAUGUUAAACACAAUUUGUUUUUGCCUUGGACUUACAAAGCUAGUAAGUGAGACAUUUCACUUCCGCUAACAUGAUUGGAGGCAUAGAAAACCUAAUUUCUUACCCAUUGUGCUCCGCUGAGAACUGCAUUCAAGGAUCUGCAUUUUUCCAGGUUUAAUUGCUUCAGUUGGUAAACUAUUGGUGUAAUCUAAAAAGUUACUUUAUUUCAGCACGUUCUUAAACAGUUUCUUAUUAUAGCGGAGCUCCACCCGCGCGCGAAGCGCGCGCGUGGGCAGAGCCCCAUAGCUAAGGAAAUGUGGUAAUCUACCCAUCCCACAAAAUUUGGUAAUCACGUGACCGUACACCGAGCGAGCGAGCGAUCGAGUGAGCGACCGUCCGUCCGCACCACAGGCAUACCAAUGUAAAAUAACUCAAUCAACAGGUAUGGGAACAUGCAACUCAAGGUUUUAGCUCAACUCAAGUCGUGUCUUUUUCGGCGUUACUUUUUAUGUGUACACUAACGUGGAUAACAGAGAAAGAGCUAGAGCGAGUUAUUAAAAAUUCGAAGGAAGAAAAACAUGAUAAUUCAAAGCGGCGGUGAGAAAAUGAGAAAUGUUAGCGGCCAGCAAGGUGAAAAUGAGCAGCAGUGAAAAUUAAAAGCGAACAUGAACACUGGAAACAAAAUAUUGGGUAAGCACAUACGACAAUUUCUGCAUAAAAAUAGUGUGUAACUAGGAAGUUUGACGUUUUAGUCGUACAAAACAGCGUUGUAGUCGUGCAAAACAACGGCAAGGGAAAGACAAAAAAGCGUGCUACACGUGCAAAUUUGUUUUUUGGUAAUUAGAAGAAAAAGUGUGCUGCACGUGCAAUUUGUUUUUUAGCUAAUUAGACCUAUUAGUCUUGAAGCCAUUUUCACUGUUGUCCUCCGUUUAGUAUUACACGAUUUAAUUUUUUUGUUUACACGUAUUAUUAACCAGAGCUUCGCUUUUAGCCCUGGCUAAAUCUGUAUAUUGUUUUUAUAAGAAUUCUACGGUGGUAGAAUAUUGGUAAUUGACCACUCCAGAAAAUACCAUGACAUACCAUAAUGCUCUUUGUUUGUCACCCCAAAAUUUUGCAUAAGUAUUGUCUUCAGUUUCUCUUGAGAGUUAAAAUGGCCCCAAGAGAAACUGAAAACAAUGCUUAUGCAAAAUUUUGGGGUGACAAACAAAGAGCAUUAUGGUAUGUCAUGGUAUUUUCUAGAGUGGUCAAUAUAAGGUUUGUGUCUGUCUUAGUGACGUGUGCAAUCGAAACACUAGCCGGCGUCGUUGUCGGGAUUAGCGGGCGAUGGGACCAAGAAAGUCCUCCGAACAUAACAAUCCUGCCAGCUACGCAAAUUAAAGCAAACACAAACUCUAUUUCAAGUUCUCUCUAAUUUCUUACACAGAGGAAAAGAGCAAUAAAACCAACGUUGUCAUCCUGCUUGGCGUGAUAUUCUUAGCUCUUCUAGCACCUCUUGGAAAGGCUCUUCUCCAAAAGCUGGUAGACAGAAACAAGUUUACGAGAAAGAAUAUUUUUUACCGCUUUAGACGGCGUUCUAAAACACCAAGUAUCUCACCUAGGAUCUCAAACCUAUGGAGAGAACCAUAUGAGGUCGCGCCCGACCGGAUAUCAGUAGCUACUCAAGACAAUAAGCCCUUCGACGUGCCGUGGACAAGAGAAGAACGUUCACCAAGUAAAACCUUUACAAAGACUGUAACGUUUGGAGCAGCUGCGCCACAGAUAGGCAUUGUUCAGUGA